Orbilia oligospora ATCC 24927 is the source of this 1908-nucleotide messenger RNA. RefSeq lists its product as uncharacterized. The transcript has a single exon. Lineage: Eukaryota; Fungi; Ascomycota; Orbiliomycetes; Orbiliales; Orbiliaceae. The record is from RefSeq and is a predicted model, not a curated record. The coding region runs from base 1 to 1908 and encodes 635 amino acids.
AUGAAAGAGAAGAAGAAGGACAUACCACCAACAAUGCAGAAGCUAACAACUUCUUCCCCCCCAACGGCUCUAUCCUUCAAAACCCAAGAUCCAAAUUCAAACAACAUCCAAGAACUCGUCCCACCAUUAACCCCAGCAACAGAAGUCGAUCUUCAAAAGUCUUGUGCUAGAUUGGUCCAAUCGACGGGUUAUUCCAGAUCCUUCAAGGAUGCUAUCAACUCCUCCGCGAGUAAAAAUGCAACAACAACGAUGACGACAACUCAAAGAAGGGGGAAUGGAACAAUACCGGUGGUGAGGAGUUAUAAUCGGGCUGCUGCUUCUUCUUCUUCUUCGAAAAGUGGGAGUAGAACUCCGGUUGGGAGGGUGGUUAAGACUGGUUCUUCUUCUUCUUCUGCGGGGCAUAGAAGGAAUGGAUCGACGGUGAGGUAUGAGAAGACUUCGACGUCGAAGUAUGUUCCACCUAGACGACCGGCGCCUGAGAAGGCUUUACCGGUGGCUAGGAGGGUAAGGGUCAAAAGGGAGGAUAUAGGAGGAUCUGAGGAAGAAGGAAGCAGUAGCAGUACGGUGGUUAAAGAAAAGGGACAACUUGAAAACAGAGAGAAGAAAUCAAUGGAUACUAUUAAAGAAGCAAAGUCUUCGGAUGGAAGUAGCGUGGAGGAAACGAGAACAGCAACAACAGAGAAGAAUAAAAAAGUCGGGGUGAAGAAGUUGGUUAAUGUCAUGACGGGGUAUAUACGACAGCACGAGGCUUCAUCACAACCGGCUAUGGAAUCACAGUCUUCUCCGUCAAUGUCGAAUGAAGUAUCACCAUUAAAGGAAAAGUCGAAUCCGUGGGAGUCAUUACAAAUCAAAUCUUCAAAGAGGAAGGAUGGAACUACUUACAUCGAAGCUAUUCCCGAACACCUCCAGACGAAAACUAGCUCUGAUGAGGAAGGGAAACAUACGGGUCUAAAAAGAAGUGUUUCAAAACGUCUGGGUAAUGCGGUGAAGGAAUAUGUCAAGCCUCCACAUGUCGAUAGGUUUACACCGGAACCAUUGCAUCCUAUAUCUCCAACGUCGAAGGAAGAAUCGAAAAAGACGGAACAACAGAAGAAAUAUAGAGUCACGAAGGCCAUGAGAGAAUACGUCAGACCUUCUCCGACUGAUAUCUCCAACGUCACAAUUGAAGAAGAAGGACAACCUCCUAGUUCACAAACUUCAAAGCCCGAAAGGACAUCAAAAUAUAUACCCGCAAAACCUCCCUCGCCCGUCGAGAAGCCAACUUCUCCAACCUUAACAACGACAAAGGACAAGAAGCCAACUUCUCCAACCAUAGCAACGACAAAGGACAAGGACCUUCAAAAGGCGUCAACAGAAUCCACAACUUCCAAACAGCCUACCGCUAAUAAUCAUAGCCAUCACAAUCCAUUCCGUCUACUCCAUGACUAUGUAAAACCAUCUAUGACGGAGCUACCAACCCUCCAAACAAACAUUCCACAAGCUCCUACCCACCUUUCCCCCAUCCUUCCCUCGGAAAGAAAACCCCUGACCACCCAAAGAUCACAACCUUCGAUGCCUUACGUCCCACCUAAGAUUCGACCUAGAGGCAAAACACUCCCCUUGGACGACAAUCCGCUAUCUCCAAAACCAACUUCUCCUAAUAAUCCUUCCACCGUUGCUGCUGCUGCUGCUGCUGCCACCCGUCAGGGACCAAUAUUCGGAGGCGGAUACCCCGCAAAACAAGACAUUAUAGCUACUACCACUACCACCACAACAACAACAUCAACAGCGGGAUCAAAGGAUAAAGAAAACCGCGGACCGAUAUCACCUGGAUUCUUUGGUAGAAAUCCGGGUGGCAGUGGGUUUAGGAUACAUUUUUCACAUUUUUUGAAUAAGCAGAGGAGUGAUGGGUAUGAUCAGCUGGAGUGA